Messenger RNA from Biomphalaria glabrata, 3054 nucleotides. RefSeq lists its product as uncharacterized. Lineage: Eukaryota; Metazoa; Mollusca; Gastropoda; Planorbidae. The transcript has 10 exons. The record is from RefSeq and is a predicted model, not a curated record. Bases 58 to 1467 code for a protein of 469 amino acids.
UUUUUUCAUUUUUAUUCUUUCCGAAAAAAAAAUUGUUUGGGUCGCACAAUACCAUUUAUGCUUGAGUAUGUCGUAUGUGUUAAUGUGAUAUCUGAUAUCAUGGAAAUAGGGUUAAGAAAACCAUUCAAGCCAAUAUUCCAAGCAUCUAGGUCAACAGCGGGACCGUUAACUCAAUGGAUAGCAACAAGUGUAGCUCUUUUUUAUUUAGUGAUGACAGAAUCAGUAUCAGCUUUCUCUCUGGGCACGUCAGAUACUCAGGAGAAGAUGGAGAACUCGGAUCUGCUGUCAGAGGACAUUGCGUAUUGGUUAGAGCUGGACGACCAUUUCAUCCAACCAGGGAACAUCUUGUUGUCACGUGCUCGGCGAGACGCUUCGAAUACCACAGGUGACCUGAGCAUUUGGGAGAAGAUCGAGGAGUUCUACUCCGACAAAAACAACAUGGCCAUGUACUGCGUCCUUCCCAUCCUGGUCUUCAUCUACGGAGGCUGCAGCGCCAUCUACUGUAUCCACAAGUGCAGACUAUAUAUGCGCAGAAGGAAACACAAAAGACUCAAGGAGGAGGAUUGCGACUCGCUGACAUCAGACAAAAAUGACCUCAACGAUGAUUCUAAGACUGUGGGCGCAGCAGAGCGAGACAGACCAAUCAGUCAAAUUAGUCAAGCUUGGGUGGACAUGAAUAUGGACCCUAAGGGCAAGUGGUCAGGUCAGGCCCCGGUACAGCCCGACAGCGGCCAGUCUCCAUUGCCGUGGCAGAUCCCGGACAAAAUGGAGACCUCGUAUGAGCAGAAGAGUUCUUCUCGAGGUGCUGCAGCAGGUCUGGACGAUGCUCUCAAAGAAGAAGACAUACUCGUAGAGAGUGGAAGGAGAAGCCAAACAAAUUUCUCCCGGCGUGGUGCUAAUGACGCCCUGGAGGACAAAUUAGCUCGUCGCGACCAAAGCAAAACCAUGCUGAUGACGUCCACUAUCAAUGAAAAUCAAAAAUAUGCAGAGGGUCAGGAAAUGAAACAAUUCGGUGCAAUUAAAGAACAAAAAACUCGUCCACCGGUCAUCAGAGCAGCUGAGGCAAAAUCUUUUGAAGACUCAAGAGUGCAUGCCAACCUGGAAGACUACUCCAGCAACAAAUCCACGGCGAUCAAAGCUACGGACUUUUCUAGAUUCUCUGACUCCAGGCCAAUAGAAAUUGUACCAUUGAGCGCUGACCCACAUCUCAGGGGAUGGGACCCACUACAUAACCGACCUUACACAGACCAAGGUUUAAAAUACUCACCACUAGGAGCAGAAGGCGGCACUCACGAAACUCGCAGCGCAUCUCAGAAUAUUAAAGAAGAAAUGUUAGCCAGGUAUGAUGCCCUGUCAGCGUUCCAGAUGGCUAAGAAAGCAGCGGAAAUACUCAAAGUGAACGCUGUGGAGAAAACACCUUACGAACGAAAACCCACUAAAAAGAAACACAUCUUCAUUGCAGAGUAAUCCACCCUUGAAUUGAAACGCCAUUCGUAGCUUGCUUUGCAUAGAAACACCAGAGUUGAAACGAAGAGAUAAAAACACACACACACAAACAAUAUUUAUACUCCCACACUAACGGGUUAUACAUCUUUCCCAACAACAAUGGAAAUCUGCCAAAAUUGAUGUUUUCUUUUUAAGCUUCAUUAAUGAAUUGCAAGAUGGAUUACGUUGUAUUGUGAUUUCACCGUUGUUCACGUUUACCGCUUUGAACGACCGGUUAUAAACUGUAUUUUGAUCUUGAUACAUAAUUAAUUGUAAUAAAUUUACAUUUUUUCAAAGAAAAAACAACAACACCAUAUUACUGAUACAAAUAAACAAUGAAUUCAAUAAAUAGCAUAUCACUGAAAACUGUGCCAGGGGGAGACAUCGAGUUAAAUAAAUGUUCUAUAAUAGGCCCAUAAAACUAUAUACAACCCAAGAAAGUUAAAAUAAAACAAACAAUUUUCGAGCUAUGGGUUAUGAAUUGAAAAACUACAUAUAAGUUACAUAAUUGUAGAAGUAAAUGCUAGAGGUUUUGGUAAGAUAAAGAAAGGGCAGUACACGGAAAAUACGAUAAAAGUAUUUAAUUUAAUUCUUUGUAUAACGUAAUUAUUAUAAGACAUUGUUUUCCAAACUGUGUUUCGCGGAACCAUAAUGUUCCGCGUUGCCUGAAUAGGUGUUCCGCUAAAUACCUAGAAUGUACGAAGUGUUCCGAUAAGGGAGAAGCUUGGAAUAACUUGAUUUUAAGUUAUGUGGGGAAAUGCAUUAUUUAUAAUCUACUCAAAGCUCUACACCGCUGUUAGUUUUACCCAGCGAAAUAUUAGGUUUUGACUAAAAUACCUCUAUUCAACUCGUAACUUCGUGGAACACAUCUCGAAAACGGCUCUAACCAUUUUCGUUGAAAUUUGAUAUUUUUGUAUAUCGUUGGGAAAAGAAUUACUAGCUCGUUGGCCACACUGAAAAAAAAAAACCUCCAGCUUAAUGGUUAUAAUUUUUCGACAUAUUAAAAGAAAGAAAUUUAAAUUUGUCUAGAGAACUAGAAAAUAUUUCUCUUGAACAGACUAUACGUCUUCUGAUAUUUCAAUAUAAAGGCAUUAUUCACUCAAGUGUUUAUUAAAUUAAUGUUUAGAAACAUUUUGCGCAUCUCUUGUAAGUCUAGAAUUAAAGGUAUAUAAUUGGAAUAUUAUAAGGUCUAAAAGAUCUAUACAUUCACUUAACCAGGGAUCGAGGAGUCUUUCUCGAGGGGAGGAGGGGGGAAUGGGGCGGAUUUAACAAAUGUUUCAUAGUUUUUUCUCAUAUAAUAUUCAUUAGUUAUUGAGAGAAAAAUACUCGCUCUAUAAAUUGUAAAAAAAAGGAGGUAGUGGUUUUGAAACAGAAUUUAAAAAAACAACGUCCAUCUUGUUUUGUAUUGAAGUAGAAGGUAAUAAAAGGGAGGUAAAUAAGUAAUUACUUUCAGAACAGAGCUCAGGGCUUUAAGAAAUGACGUUACGAAUAUUUAGACAUUUUUAAAACUGUAAAAGUGCUAUAGAUACAUUCAUGGGCGUAGCCAGGAUUUUUUUUCGGGGGGGGGGG